CCAUCAUCAUCAUCUCAAGUUUACUUUUCCAUUUCCAGACACUGUAUUUUCAGGAGCUUUUAAUUGACCAGUGAGAUGGUUGACUAUUGGGUAAAAGUGAAUUUGGAUGGUUUGAUUCUUGCGCGGUUGCUUAUCGUUUCGUUGUGAAAUUGCUGAAAUUAUUUGGCCGAUUGGUUUGGGGCUGCUUUGAACUACUUUGUGAGUGAGUGACAUGAUUCUGGUGUAUUUUGCUUGUUUCCCCCUAAUUCAUUUUCUUGAGAUGAAUCACUGAGAAGCGAGCUCAUUUUAAUCUGUAUAUAUGUGUAUAUAUAUAGUAGUACUAUUUGAUUGAUGAGAUUUUUAUAGAAUGCAAUCCUUUCUGAUAUCAAGAUGAAGGGGGAUAUUUUUAUCUUGAUCAUGGAAAUGCAAAGCUUGAAACAGUUGUAAUACUGUAGAUAUUGGGGAAAUUUGAGUAAACAAUGAUAACUUCUUUGAGCGUUUGUAAAUGAAUGUGUUUCGUGAGUGCUUGGUGGAGGCUGAUGUACUCUCGGGUCUGGUUUUGUUUUAUUACUACUAUGUGCAAUCACUGGAGUCUAAAAUGUUUUGCCUACAUCUGCUGAUUUUCGACCCAGAAAUCUAUAGCUUCUUGCUGUGUUUUAACCUUCUUAGGAAGAGUUUUGGACUUGAAGCAUCAUGUUUACGGGAACUUAAUUUUUCGCUUUCCAGAACUCAUGGUGGAAGGCAAGAGUUCAGGGCAAAAUAUACUUAUGAUGGAGGAGAUUCAGUUGUAUACUAACUGGGAUGAUGUGAUGUGUUCCAUAUGCUUGGACUUCCCUCACAAUGCUGUUCUUCUCCAAUGCGCAUCAUAUGAAAAAGGAUGUCGUUCCUUCGUAUGUGACACGGAUCAUUUCCAUUCCAAUUGUCUGUACCGCUUCAAACAAGCAAACGGGGUGUCACCGGAAGGCAAGUCUCCAAGUACUGCUGAAAAUAUACUGUGUGUGGGUUCAGAAACUGACAGCAAACCAGCUUGCCCUUUGUGCAGAGGCGAAGUUACUGGAUGGGUAGUUGUCAAUAAGGCUCGUAAGUAUCUGGAUGAGAAGAAACGUUGCUGUGAAGAGGAAAAAUGUCGAUUUUCUGGUACUUAUUCUGAGCUCCAAAAGCAUGCACAGGUGGAACAUCCUUAUGGCUGCCCUUCAAAAAUAGAUCCUGCACGGCAGCUUGAUUGGGACAAUUUUCAGCAGUCUGCUGAAAUCAUAGAUGUAUUAAGUACUAUCCAUAAUGAAGUUCCGCGUGGAGUGGUUCUUGGUGAUUAUGUUAUCGAGUAUGGAGAUGAUAACUCUGGAGAUGAUUAUGAUGACUUCCCCAGGAAUGAUGGAAAGUGGUGGACAUCUUGUAUUCUGUAUCAUGUUUUUGAUAAGUUUAGGGCAUCUAGAAACCGAAGAAGAUCAAGAGUCAGUGAUGCUAGAAGAGUAAACCGCCGUUUGAGUUUUGAUACUUCAAACUCUGACGAGGGUUCUGUGUCCUCUGCGGAGUAUGCGGAUUACAGAGCUGAUGAGACUGAUGAUGAAUAUGUGAGUGCAAGGGCAUUAUCCAGGCGAAGAGUUGCAGAACAUAGCUCUCGAAGACGUCGUUCCCGCUUCUUUCACAACUAGGUAAUUGUGCAACAGAAUAGUGUUCAUCAUAGGUGUGGAACGGAAAAGCCUAAAAGCUUGCAGAUCUCAGUCGGGCUGUAGGCGAAUAGUAGAUGCCAAAGUCGCAUUGGCAGAGUUGAUGAUGUAAAACUCUAGGUUGACAUGAUCAACUUAUCAGAUUGAUGUUCCUCUUAGGUCACUUGUUUCUUAUACUUGGAUUGCAGGAGUUUCUCGUUGUAGAACUUUAACGUGCUCCGUUUUCUAAUAAUUGUUUAAUUCUACCCCUUGUUAA
Molecule: messenger RNA, 1902 nt
Organism: Salvia splendens (bonfire salvia)
Lineage: Eukaryota; Viridiplantae; Streptophyta; Magnoliopsida; Lamiales; Lamiaceae
Exons: 4
Coding region: 711-1631 (306 amino acids)
Source: RefSeq, a predicted model, not a curated record